CAGAAACCAUGCAUAACGUGUUUAGAGAUGUAAGCAUAAAUAUCGACAAGGAGGAGUCUAAAAAUACUCAACACAAGGCUCUAAGGGAAGAUCUUGAGACGCAGAAGACUCCAAAGGAUGAUGAAAGCAUAAAGUCAACAAUUAAGAAGUACUUCAACUUGGUCUUUCCUAAUUUCAAGCUUAUAUCAAUCACAACUGGUUUGGUUCUGCUCUGAGUGCUGGUUUAUCUAAUUGAAUGGGCAUUUUACGUUAGAUAUACAUGGCCAUGAACAUUGUAUAAGCUUGGAGGGAAUUAUCUCCCAGUUAUACAGAGACAUCAGCACUUUCAGAGACUUUUGAAUCCCAUUCUACUGCAUACUAAUUUAAUCCAUUUGGUUCUGAAUAUGAUGAUUCUGUUGAUUUUGGGAAACUCAACCGAAGAGUUCUUUGGAAGAAUUAACUAUAUCGUUCUAAUCCUAUUCUCUGGAUUUGGAGGGAACCUCGUCUCAGCUGCUCUAUCAGCAAAAUGAGGGAUUACUGUUGGUUCAAGCACUGUUGUAAUGGGGAUACUAGCAUUCCAGCUCAUCUGGCUAAUGGCAUCAUGGCAUAAAUUCGGCAAACACAGAAUCUUCUAUGCUGUGUACUUAGGAGUCAUGUUCUUCUUUAUUCUUUUAGCUGGCUUUUUCUCAUCCGAGAAUGCUAUAGAUAUCUGGGGACAUCUAGGAGGAUUUCUUACUGGAUUCUGAAUUACACUGAUCCUUUACAGAGAAGUCAGGGAGCACCAGAGACUCAAAAGGUUCAGAAUUCCAGGAUUUUUCGGAAUCUUAAUCAUCCUAGGUGCUGCAGUUGCUCUGGCUAUUAUGAGAAGGACUCAUUUUUGAGUUACAAAAAUUUGAUAA
Messenger RNA from Moneuplotes crassus, 878 nucleotides. The record is from the annotation of a GenBank genome assembly. NCBI's taxonomy places the organism in Eukaryota, Ciliophora, Spirotrichea, Euplotida, Euplotidae.